CAUCUGCAACAUCAUUGGAUACUAGUUUUCACGUUCAAGGAAACAGGGUGAUUUAGGGGUGUGCAUGCAUAGGAUAGUCGGUUUUUUACAGAAGCAUCGGUCUUUGAACAGAAAACAAUCAGCCCGGACCGAUGGAGAUCAGACCGUUGCUGAUGUGUUUUGCCCUUUGUGUGGUCUACGCCACCAGCAAACCAACGGAGAAGAAGGAGCGUGUCCAUCAUGAUCCAGUGCUUAGCAGUAAGGAGCAUGAUGAUGGAGAGAAUUUUGAUUAUGACCAUGAUGCCUUUCUGGGAGAGGCUGAUGCUAAGACGUUUGAUGACCUCACUCCUGAGGAGAGCAAAGACAGGCUAGGUAAAAUUGUGGACAAAAUUGAUGCCGAUCAGGAUGGCUUUGUAACAGAAGCAGAGCUCAAAGCCUGGAUCAAGAAAGCUCAGAAAAAGUACAUUUAUGACAAUGUGGACCGGCAAUGGAAAGACUUUGAUAUGAACAAUGAUGGCAUGAUCUCCUGGGAUGAGUAUAAGAACGUCACUUAUGGUACUUACCUUGAGGAUCCAGAGCCUGACGAUGGUUAUAACUAUAAGCAAAUGAUGGCCAGGGAUGAGAGGCGCUUUCAAAUGGCUGACAAGAAUGGAGAUCAUAUUGCAGAUAAGGAAGAGUUCACAGCCUUCCUCCACCCAGAGGAAUAUGACCAUAUGAAGGAGAUUGUGGUGUUGGAAACAGUGGAAGACAUUGACAAAAAUGGGGAUGGAUUCAUUGAUUUGGAGGAGUAUAUUGGUGACAUGUACAAUCAUGAGGAUGAGCAGAAUGAGCCAGAAUGGGUGGCCACAGAGCGUGAGCAGUUUUCAGAAUUCAGGGACAAAAACAAGGAUGGAAAGAUGGAUAAGGAGGAGACUAUGGAUUGGAUUCUUCCAGCUGACUAUGACCACGCUGAGGCAGAAGCUAAACACCUGGUAUAUGAAUCUGACUCCGACAAGGAUGGAAAACUUACCAAAGAGGAAAUCCUAAACAAGUAUGACUUGUUUGUUGGAAGUCAAGCUACAGACUUUGGGGAAGCAUUAGUAAGGCAUGAUGAGUUUUAAUUUUUUGUUUUCUGUUUCUGUUUUGUGGAUUUAAAGCUUUUUAAAGUCAUUUUGUUACUGAACAUAAUUUAUUUUAUAUGAGAUCCUGUUACAACACUUAAAAAUUUGAUGUUGAUUGUGAUUCUUUUUUAUUAUAUUAUUCAUGUAUGAACGUACCAUCAUUUUGGUUUGUGAUAUUGUAACUUUUUUUUCUGUGAAGUCAUUGACAUUGAUUUACUACUACAGGCAGUGUUGCAAAACUUUAAAUUAAGCAUUCAUUUGAAUUUGUUAUGCAGAGCUUAAAGACAGUUUGUCAUGCUGCAACUCAGAAACCCUAUUUGUGUUGUAGAAUUAUCUUUUCACAUCUUCAUUAUCUUUUAGUACUGUUGAUAUCUUUUUUGUGAACAACAAUAACUCAAUUUCAUCUGACCAGUUCUCGGCUGAAGUCACCACUACAGUGUAGGUAUAUGUACAGUAGUAAUGAAACCACUACACUUGAGUUUACUUAGACUUGCAAUAUGUACAUGAUUGUAUGAAACAUGAAAACAGCAAGGACUACAUUGAAUACUUUGCCAGAAUCAUUGCCUGAACUGUCUGUGUAAAUGUGCUCCUCAGUUAAUUAGUCAAAGCAUUUUGGUACGGAGAACACAGUUUUCAAUAAAACAACCUGAAACAG
Alosa alosa (allis shad) is the source of this 1734-nucleotide messenger RNA. It is a transcript of the gene calua, whose product is annotated as calumenin a. The transcript is spliced from 7 exons. NCBI's taxonomy places the organism in Eukaryota, Metazoa, Chordata, Actinopteri, Clupeiformes, Clupeidae. The record is from RefSeq and is a predicted model, not a curated record. Gene Ontology annotation, cellular component: endoplasmic reticulum. Bases 132 to 1079 code for a protein of 315 amino acids. Gene Ontology annotation, molecular function: calcium ion binding.